CACAACGCAUGCGCUCUUGUAACUUCCGUCAAUGUGGGUUUUCCAAAUAAAAUCUUAAAAUUAAAAUGCGAAUUCAGUUUAAUUGAUGUAGUAAAGAGGAUAAAUAUUCGUCAAGUGAAGGAUGACAGACGUGCAGGUGAAAAUUGAGUUAGGGCAUCGAGCCACUCCACGCUCAAAACCAACAAAGGAGAGAUUUACACAUGACUGGACUGUGUAUGUGCGUGGACCAGAGCAGUACAACAUUGCAAACUUUGUUGAGAAAGUGGUUUUUCACCUUCAUCAUACUUUUGACAAUCCAAAGAGAGAAUGCAAAGAGCCUCCAUAUCAUGUCUCCGAACAAGGGUACGCAGGGUUUGUGUUACCUAUUCACAUCUAUUUCAAAAACAAAGCAGAACCACGGAAAAUUGUAUUCCAGUAUAACCUGUUCUUACAUACAACAGAACCUGUCAACCAUUCCAGAUGCGAGAAGCUUACAUUUCAGAACCCAACUGAAGAAUUCAAGAAGAAGUUACUGAAGGCUGGAGGGAUUAUUCCCUCACUCCGCUUUUUCCAGAAUAUUCUAAAGGUGUGGUUCAGGAUGAAGACCCCGGGGCAGAAGAGGCCCAGUUUAACCAAUCUAUUUGGUCCGCCCAUUAAGACUACAGAAUCUCCUAAGAAAGCCAAAACACCUUCUAUAGCAUGCAAGGAAAAGCCGCCAAGACUGAGUUUAGAUGACAGUAGUAGUGUUAAAUCUCAGAGCAGCAAGUCCAAAAGCAAAGAUGGUUCCUCUACAAAAUCUUCAUCAUCAAGUAAGCUAGACAGUAGCCGUGAAGAUUCUCAUGGCUCUAAGGAAAAAUCGAAGGACAAAUAUUCGAGGAAGCAUGCCGAUUCGCCAGUAACAUUCUCCUCGUCAAAGAGACAUUCAGAAUCUCCCAGUAGACAUGAUCAUUCUAAGAAAUUGAAAAGAAGUUCGUCAUCAUCAUCAUUCUCAGAUAAGAAGAAUAAGGAAAGAGAUAAAGAAGCUGAAAAAGAACGCGAAAGAGAGAAAGAAAAAGAGCGGGAAAGAGAGCGCGAGAAGGAAAGAGAACGAGAGAGGGAAAAAGAAAGGGAAAGAGAGAGAGAACGUGAAAGAGAACGUGAAAGAGAAAGAGAAAAACAGAAAGAAAUCGAAAAGGAGAAGGAAAGGCAGAGAGAAAUGGAGAGAGAAAGGUUAAAGGAGUUAGAGAAACAAAAGGAGAUAGAGAAGGAAAAGCAAAGAGAAUUGGCAGAACGGGAAAGACAAAGGGAAAUCGAGAGGGAAAAGGAAAGGGAGAAAGAAAAGGAAAGAGAAAGGGUAAAAGAAUUGGAGAAAAUAAAACAAAAACAGAAAGAAAAGGAGAAACAAAGGAGAAAAGAACGGAAAGAGAAGGAGAAAUUAGCAGCUAGCACACAUUCAGAAAAAGCAGCAAAAAAGAAGCACUCCAGUAGUGAAAAACAAAAAUUGAAGGACAAAGACAGUUUUGAAAAUGAUUCUGUGAAGGAAAUACAAAAGAAAAGAUCUCCCUCCGUUGAGUCAGAAAUAAGAAGGAGGGAGGAAAGUGAACGUGAUAAGUCAAAGGUUAGUGUUUCAAAUAAGGUUGACAGUAGUCCUGCCUAUUCAACGAGCUCACGCAAAGAAGGACGUAAAAAGCACGAAAGGUCACUUCCCAUACCAGAAAAAUCGCCACAUAAAGAGAAAAAAGCUAAAGACAGUAAAAGUGAAAAACACAGAGACAAACAUGAAUCGAAAACUGUGCAACACAGGCGAAAGUCGACCGACUCUCAGAAAUCUAAACCCAAGAAAGCAACAGAAGGAUCCUCUGCACAUAAACAUAGACUGUUGUCAAAAAUUUCAACACAGAAGUUGAAGGACGAUUUAUCAUUGUCGGAUUCUUCUGAUGUCUCCUCCGUCAGUUCUUUAUCAUCAUCGUCAUCAUCAGCUGGGUCAGGAAGUAGUUCAGAGUCGGAAAACGAGAGUGAGGCUGAAAGCGUGGCUAGUGCGAGCCGCAAAUCUAGUACAAGCAGUAGCAAAUCAACAGAAUCUACGCCAGCACAGAAAAGUGCUCUAGAUAGGUUAUUGGCAGAAGCUGAAAUGGAAGAAGACGAAUCUGAAGAAGAAAUUGCUGAACCUAGUUCUGUAUUCUCUAACCACUCUACAGGGUCACGUCAUUCACCUAGUCGUUUAAGUUUGGACACAAAACCAGUGUUUUCCAAUUCGAAUUCCCGACCAUCACCUGGUCACCACCAAGCGGACUCCAAAUCAGUAUUUUCAAAUAACAGCUCUAAGUCAUCACCUAUAGGCCACCAAGCAGAUACAAAGUUAGUUAAAAAAGAAAGAAACAGAGAUAAGGAUUCGAAAAAGAAAUCCAAGACUAGCGGUCAGGAGCGAAAUUCUAAAGGUGUUAGUAACACAGUAGGAAAGCAGACAGAACGAGCUUCGUUAGUGCAUAGUGAAAGUAAAGGAUUUGAUGUAGACAGUAAAGGUGGUGAUGUGUCUGAUACGUUGUAUAAGUCUGGGGAAGACAUUCCAGAUUGCGCGGUAGAAUCGCCAAACAAUGAAGAUUUAUCAGAACUUGUUGCAUUACAGGGCAAGCUAAUGUCCAUUAAGGACCCGAAUAUUCUAGUCCAAGUUGUGAUGCUGAUUCAGAAAGUGGGGAAAUUUCAGAUCGGAGAUUCGACCUUUGACUUUGACCUGUGUUCUCUAGACAGUGAAACAGUGCAAAAAAUUAGGACUUACUUAAGUCAGACAUGAAAUAUAAUGUUAUAUGUCGGAUCAGUGCUGUUAUAAUUUAAAUGAUGAUUUAAUAUUAUCAACACCUUAAUUGAUUGGUAAAUGCUGAACAUAAGUCUUCUUUUAUUGGUAUUUAGCUACAAAGUUAUCUAAUUUUAUGAUUUAAAGUCUACAAGGUUGUGUUGUCUUAAACAAGUUGACAAGUAUUUAUUGCAUUAUAAUGCACAAAUUUGACAAGACAGAAAGAAAAUAUGUACUAUAUAUAAGAGUAUGAUAUAAAAUAGGGUUGCUGACGUAAUAUUAUUUCCGGGUAUAUUUGAAGAGGUACCAGUAUAAAAUAAUCAGGUCAUCAUAAAUGUUAUUUGAUACUAGGACUGGUAUUUGACUCAAAUGGCGCAUGCAGGAACAGGUCAGGCUUCCAGUUUCAUUUCAUUAUUAUUUACUCCACAUUCUGAAGAAAAAAUGUGCAAUUAUUGUCUGGAACCUAUCGUCUGUCUGUGUUGGAUAAAGUUAUGUAUUUUUCUAUUUUUCUACAUAUAUUGAAAAGAAAUGAAUUCUAUUUGAUUUUUUUUGUUAAUCUUUUUUAUUUUGUAUACAUUCAUUUUGUUAUUUUCCCCCCCAUUUAAACAGCUGUAAGAAGUGCUUUUGUAAUAAUCCUGAUUAUUAUAAUUGUUGAUUUUUUGAUUUUUUUAUUUAUUAGCUCACAAGGGCAUCCUUAAUGAAAUUGGAGAAAAUUUUGAAAUUUCCCUCUUAAAAUUUUUUUUUUAAUCUAUUUUAGUUGUUGAAAUAAAUAUGAUUUGUCAAAACACAUGGCCACUAAAAAGGCAUGAUCAGUUUUUCCCAUUUCUUAAUCUUCUUGUUAACUCAGGUAAGCAAUAUUACUCGUUCUCUUGUUUUAUUUAGUUAAUGAAAUAAUUAUCAAGUCAUUUAGUUAAUGAAAUAAUAAUCAAGUCAAGUAUUUAAUGUAAUUAGUAUCGUCCUUUAGUAAAUAAAUUAUCAUGUUGGUCAAUUAAUGAAAUAAUUAUCAAAUCAGUGUUAAUGAAAUUAUUAUCAAUUAGUUAAUGAAAUAAUUAUCAAGGCAAUUUGUUAAUGAAAUAAUUAUCAAGACUGCUAAUGAAAUAAUUAUCAAGUCAGUCAGAUAAUGAAAUAAUUAUCAAAUCACAUCAUAGUUGAUGACUGUUCUAUGAAUCGAUGAUGUUUAUAGUGCUAUAAAUGGAAAUUUUGUUUUGUGUCAAAUGUAAAUGUUCAUACAGUAAGUGCUAAAUGUAUAAAUAAUUUAGAUCAUAGUGUUUUUCUAAAGUCUGUUGAAAUUUAUAUUUGUUUUUUAUUUAUCAUGAGUGCCAUCAUGCUAUACACAUUCUUGAUUUGUUUUUUCCUGGAAGUCAAAAUUGUACAUAAUUAUUUUAUAAAUGAUGCCUGUUCUGUGAACAGUAAAUGUCGUUGGUUAGUUUACAAUAAACGAGAACUGUUCUCAAUGCUUCAAGAACUG
Molecule: messenger RNA, 4217 nt
Organism: Ruditapes philippinarum (Manila clam)
Lineage: Eukaryota; Metazoa; Mollusca; Bivalvia; Venerida; Veneridae
Product: protein AF-9-like
Exons: 7
Coding region: 122-2749 (875 amino acids)
Biological process (GO): regulation of DNA-templated transcription
Cellular component (GO): super elongation complex
Source: RefSeq, a predicted model, not a curated record